AUGGCCAAUGUGACAUCCAGCGCUAAUUCGGUGGCUAUUCAGGGAGAGUAUAACUACCUGGCAUUAGUGUGUGGAGUGCCCCUCAUCCUGAUCAUCAUUCUUGGGAACGUCCUGGUUUGCCUUAGUGUGCUCACAGAACGGUCUCUCAAAACCGCCACCAACUACUUCAUUGUCAGCCUGGCUGUGGCUGACCUUCUCCUGGCUAUGCUGGUUCUGCCUCUGUAUGUGUACUCUGAGUUUCUGGGAGGAGUCUGGACUUUGAGCACAUAUAUCUGUGAUGCCCUUAUGACCAUGGAUGUAAUGCUCUGCACGGCCUCCAUCUUGAAUCUGUGUGCUAUCAGCAUAGAUAGGUAUAUAGCCGUGGUGGUUCCUCUGAAAUAUAACAGGAAUCAAUUCAGCAUGCGCCAACUGGCCUUGAUUGCAGCUACCUGGGUGUUGUCUUUGGGUGUGGCUAGUCCAGUUAUAUUUGGGCUGAACCAGGUGCCUAACAGGGACCCCCAUGUGUGCAAGUUGGAGAACGACCAUUUUGUGGUCUAUUCCUCUGUCUGUUCGUUCUUCGUGCCCUGCCCUGUGAUGCUCUUCCUCUACUACUGGAUGUUCAGGGGCUUGAAGCGUUGGAGCUCAGGCCGGAGCCGCUCUCACCUCAGCAGGGCCCAGAGGAGCCACCAAAGCCUCUCCCUGCGCCUGGGGGCAGCCCUGCAAAGGGAAAAGGGAACAUCGAGGGAGAAGGUGGUAUACCUCAUGCCAGGGGGACUCAGCCCAUCCUCUUUGCCUCCCACCCCAGCAACCCCAACGAGCCCAGUCACCUUAGCGUCCGACGAGCACUUUGAGGGUCAAAUUCCAGCAGCCGAAAGUGAUCCGAUGACGACACAGAUGGACAGUGUGUCGGACGCCGAGAAUGCAGAAAGACACCAGGAAAGCAGCAGUACUAGGGAGAAUGGGCUGGAGAAAGGUCACGGAUCUCGCAGGACAAGGCGGCACAGUAAGAGCAGUAGAGUGAGCGGACGAGAACGCAAAGCUAUGAAGGUGUUACCCGUGGUCGUGGGUGUGUUCCUGGCCUGCUGGACACCAUUCUUUGUUGUGCACGUAACGAAGGUUCUCUGUGUGUCUUGUAAUAUUGGACCAACUCUGAUAAGUGUGGUGACAUGGCUCGGUUACGUCAACAGUGCCGUGAAUCCUAUCAUUUACACCGCCUUUAACGUAGAAUUCAGGAAUGUCUUUCACAAACUACUCUUCUGUCGCACAUAA
Chanos chanos (milkfish) is the source of this 1248-nucleotide messenger RNA. It is a transcript of the gene drd4-rs, whose product is annotated as dopamine receptor D4 related sequence. The transcript is spliced from 4 exons. Bases 1 to 1248 code for a protein of 415 amino acids. Gene Ontology annotation, cellular component: plasma membrane. NCBI's taxonomy places the organism in Eukaryota, Metazoa, Chordata, Actinopteri, Gonorynchiformes, Chanidae. Gene Ontology annotation, biological process: regulation of dopamine secretion; adenylate cyclase-inhibiting dopamine receptor signaling pathway; regulation of potassium ion transport. Gene Ontology annotation, molecular function: G protein-coupled receptor activity; dopamine neurotransmitter receptor activity, coupled via Gi/Go. The record is from RefSeq and is a predicted model, not a curated record.